AUGGGCAACCCAAUGCUCAGCUUUUGCCAACUCGCUCGAUCACAGAUUGCAGCCAACGGCAACGUCACGAAUAUCCUCGCGCUACGUGGCGUGGACCUCACCUUGUUCUUCCGUGAACGCUGCAUGGGAGACCCACACACUGUAUCAACGUGGGCUUGUGAAUGGAUCAAAGCGUGGGAUUUCCUGUCACCCGUUACUCAACUUGCAGCGAUCCAUUAUGGCGCUUCGUUCAUGCGAUGGUACAUAUUACCCUGUGCUCAAACUUACGCGACGCUCUCUCCGCUCUUGAGACCACUGAAAGAGCAGCUAAACAUUCCUCACCCAGUCAGCCUCGAUCUUGUACAUCUGCCGGUGGUGCGCCAGGCACUCUUGGCUGGGGCCAAAAGCUGGAUAGACCGUGUCACACCUGACAGUCAACACUUCAACUGGGGCCGUGGUUCAAGGGCUGCGAUCAUGAACGCCGUUCUGGAACCCGGCUCCCGGCCUGUGAAGACACUGAAGCCAGAGUUCGUCGCGCAAUGUGAUCUGGUGUCAAACUGGACGCUUCAUGAAAGCGUCGUGGAUGACUAUCCGGACGUACCCAAGGAAGUAAGACUUCACGGCGACGACGCCGAUCCGGCGAGGUUUGAACCAGAGACCGACGGCAGAGAGGACUAUCGGCCACCGGAACUCACCGCAUGGUCCUGA
Cyphellophora attinorum is the source of this 687-nucleotide messenger RNA. RefSeq lists its product as uncharacterized. Lineage: Eukaryota; Fungi; Ascomycota; Eurotiomycetes; Chaetothyriales; Cyphellophoraceae. The record is from RefSeq and is a predicted model, not a curated record. Bases 1 to 687 code for a protein of 228 amino acids. The transcript has a single exon.